Messenger RNA from Ilex paraguariensis (yerba mate), 273 nucleotides. NCBI's taxonomy places the organism in Eukaryota, Viridiplantae, Streptophyta, Magnoliopsida, Aquifoliales, Aquifoliaceae. The record is from the annotation of a GenBank genome assembly.
AUGGCUGAACACAGCGGCGACAGACCCCGGCUACCCGGACCCCUUACACAGAUCCCAUUGCUCGAAGAGAUCAUCCUUCACAGCAACCACCGAUUUUGUCCAUCACAGACAUUGUCCAUCACACAGAUCGUUGUCCUACAGCUAAGUUCUCUUCUCCUUUCAGUCGCUUUGCCUUCUCGCAUGCACAUGGCAGAAGAUAGCUCAGCCCAGAUUUUUAGUUUAUUUUUAACCGAACUGUAUGGGAUACUCCAUUGUGUUGAGGUAUUCGGUUAA